AACUGACCAGCCUCCAGGCUGUCUCUUUGCCAAAAUACACCGUGCACCCUCAUCUGGCGUCCCAUCUGGCGUCCCAAAAGUAUCUUACUCGUCAUUUACCGGAGCUCGGCUUGGAGGAGAACAUGGAUAACAUCGCCCAGUUGGGCGACCCUCUCGCGAUUAAUCUCCGAAAGCAAACGGCGGUCCUCCUGGCUCAGAUUCCAGAAGGCUCACCUCACACCCACACACUCAAAAGCGCAUCUAGCAAGACUGAGCUCCUCAAUGCUCUGUCAUGUUUGCUCUCGCUACCCGCAUACACGAAUGCUGUAGCAGUCGCUUUUCGGCCCAUCCUACUUGAUUUAUGCGCGCGGUGGCUACACGAUGAGGAGAACGAGCUGGAGAGGUUCGAGGCGCUCUGUCUCUUGCUGGAGAUUCACCUAGAACUAUAUCCCGUACUCGCGGCGUUCCUCCGCCAUCCAAAUAGACGAGAAGGCCCUUUGGCCUAUGUCGCGCAAGCGAAUGAUAUACCGUCGCUCGACGCGAGCGUUCUGCAUCGUCAGCUCCUUGCGUACUACCGUAUCCUCCAGGCGAAUCGUGACCUCCCCGAGCACCUUGCUUGGCCUAUAACUCCUCUCUCAAAAUUGGUCUACACUCCGCACCCGGACACUGGCGUCCGACUUCUCGCUAUCCGCUGUCUCGCCCUACAGACGGGUAUGAUGGAGGGCAAGCGCGGGGACCUGGAGAAGGAGAUCAUUGGGGACGUCGCCGAGGUUGACUGUCCCAUUGGGUACGGGACGAACCUAGACGGGAGCGCAGUGAUGAUGGACGGUUGGGUGAUGCCAGCCGUCGAGGAGAUGCGAAUCAUAAACGCGCGGAACGCAAUCCUCGAGCCCCGCGAUUAUUUCUCAGAAGAUGAGAACGAGACUCAUGAGCCUAUUCAUCCAGCAGAAUUGAGUCCAUUCAUAGCAAACGUACACGAUGUGCUGAUGCUUCGCUCGACGCCAGCCGCGUCGCAACUUCCGACUUCUUUCGUAGAAACAACCUCCGCUGUGCAGUCGCUGAGAACACUCGCGCUGCACCACUCCCUCCGUGUUCCUACGCUCCUCACAUCAGCACCCUCGUCCGGGAAGUCACUCUUACUCUCCCAACUCGCCUCAAUCCUACACCCGGACGCACGCAACCAAAUCAUCACCAUUCAUCUGGCAGAUACGUCGCUUGACCCUAGGUCUCUGCUGGGCUCAUACGCGUCCUCGCCCACCAAUCCCGGCACGUUCGAGUGGAAGGAGGGCGUACUCGUGCGCUCCAUGCGCGAGGGCAAGUGGGUCGUCUUCGCCGACAUCGAUCGAGCGAGUUCGGAGGUCCUGGGCGUCAUCAAGCCUCUCGUCGAGUCCCUCGGUCUCGACAAAUGGGUCGGCGGGCGCGCAGUACUGGACGUACCGAACCGCGGGACCGUCGUCGCGGAAGACAGUUUCGCAAUCUACGCUACCCGAUCCUCUCUCCCUCGCAGAAACGGUACCUUCGCAUCACCUACGUUCUUCGGUGCGCACAGGUUCCACGAGAUGGUCGUAGCUACCCCGAGUGCCGAAGACCUGCGCCUGAUCGUGGAAACGAAGUUCCGGAGACUGGCCGGCGCUGCAGCGGUCGGCUUGAUUCGUCUCUGGGAGGCGGUGAAGGCGCUUGGUACGGCGUCGUCGCUGCGAGAUGUCGGUCUCCGCGAGUUGGACAGGCUCUGCACUCGCGUCGAGCAUAUCAUCCCCGCCUCGCAGCAAGCGAUGGACGUCGAUUUAAACGAGCAACCCUUGACACUCCCCAUUGUGUUCCCGCACCCGACUGUACGCGAGGAUAUCUACCUUGAGGCCCGGGACGUGUUCUUCGGCCAGGGUGCGACCGUUGCAUCUGCGCGUGCGCAUCUCGAAGCCGUGGUGGCGGUGGUCGCCGAGCACCUAGCGCUCUCUCCCGACAGACGAGACUGGCUCUUGCAUAGCCGGACGCCGGAGUUCGAUGUCGAGAAAGACGUGAACGGACGGACGACUGCUGUCCGAGUUGGCUCAAUACGCCUUCGUGCACGAAUCGUCAAGUCGGCCAUCACAGCCCCGCCCACGCGCCCUUUCGCUAUGCACAAGCCCGCUGUGCAGCUUCUCAACCGCAUCGCUACCUCCGUCUCUCUAAAUGAACCUGUUCUCCUAACGGGUGAGACAGGUACAGGGAAGACGAGCGCGGUCACACACCUCGCUGCGCUACUCAAUCGGCCGCUCGUCUCGCUUAACCUCUCGAAUCAGACGGAGUCGUCGGACCUUGUUGGCGGGUUCAAACCUGUUGACGCUCGGGUCCCCGGCAUGGAAUUGCUGGAACGUUUCGGAGAGCUCUUCGCAGGGACAUUCAGCAGGAAGAAGAACGCAAGGUUCGAGGAUUCAGUGAGGAAGGCGGUACAAGAGGGCAAGUGGAAACGCGCGGUCGGACUAUGGAGGGAGGCAAUCAAGUUGGCGAAGGAGAAGAUCCAGGAGAGAUUGGCUGAUGAUGCGGGGUAUGUAUACACUUCGCAUGAGAUGUACUCAAAAUUAACGGUGCACUCUCCAAGGUCCCAAUCGCCAAGGUCCCAGCCUCCGAGGGAAGGAGAAGGGCCAAGAAAGCGCCGCAAGCUGGAGCAAGAUGGCUUGAAUGUAUCGGCCGCGGCCUGGGAGGCAUUCGAGGAGGAUUUGCAGACUUUCGAAGUCCAACAUGUACAGGGGAAGAGUAAAUUUGCUUUCGCUUUCGUCGAGGGUCUACUCGUCAAGGCACUGCGUUCGGGGGACUGGAUUCUACUUGAUGAAAUAAACCUUGCCACGCCCGAGACACUUGAAUGUAUAUCGUCUCUUCUACACAGCCCUACGGCGUCGAUCACGUUGACCGAACAGGGCUCGCUAGAGCCGGUCCCUCGUCACCCGGAUUUCCGUCUGUUUGCUUGCAUGAAUCCGGCGACAGAUGUGGGAAAGAGAGACCUCCCACCGAACAUCCGUGCCCGCUUCACGGAGAUUGACGUUCCUCCCCCUGAUGCGGAUAAGGAGACCCUGCUCAGCAUCGUCGACCAGUACAUUGGGCGAUGUGCAGUUGGCGAUCGCGGCGCUGUCCUCGACGUGGCCGAGUUCUACUUGGCUGUCAAGCAGCUUGUUGACGCGCGCAAGAUUGCGGAUGGGUCGAACCACCGUCCAAAUUUCAGUAUGCGUACCCUGGCACGCGCGUUGACCUUUGCAGCCGACAUGGCGAGUACCUUCUCCCUACGACGCGCGCUCUGGGAGGGUUGUUUGAUGACCUUCACUAUGGUCCUGGAUGAGCCUAGCGCAGCGGCAGUUACUGCACUUGCUCAGCGUCACUUACUCGCCGGUGUGCGCAACCCCAGGUCCCUACUCUCCCGUGAACCUACUGCUCCUCAGCCCAUUGACAACUACCUGAAAAUUGGGCCAUUCUAUCUUGAAAGGGGGCCUCUUUCUGAAGAUCCAGCUGAAGGCUACAUCAUGACGCCGUCUGUGGAGAAGAAACUCGUCGACCUCGCACGUAUCAUAUCCGCUAAGCGAUUCCCUGUCCUAAUCGAAGGACCGACGUCCGCUGGUAAAACGAGCUCCAUCGAGUACUUGGCCAAGCGAACGGGCCAUCGCUUCGUCCGAAUCAAUAAUCACGAGCAUACCGACAUCCAGGAGUACAUCGGCUCUUAUGUUUCGGACACAACCACAGGCAAGCUGGUAUUCCAAGAUGGAUUGCUCGUUAGGGCCCUCCGCAAUGGCGAUUGGAUCGUCCUCGAUGAACUCAACUUGGCCCCAACCGAUGUCCUCGAGGCCUUGAAUCGUUUACUGGACGACAACCGGGAGUUGGUCAUUCCGGAGACCCAGGAAAUUGUCCGCCCACACCCCCACUUCAUGCUCUUCGCCACGCAGAAUCCCCCUGGCCUGUACGCUGGCAGGAAGGUCUUAUCUCGGGCGUUCCGCAACCGAUUCCUGGAGGUCCACUUCGAUGACGUACCGCAGGCGGAAUUAGAAACCAUUCUCUGCCAGCGAUGCCGUAUUGCUCCUUCGUACGGCCAGCGGAUCGUCAGCGUGUUUCGGGAGUUGCAAAAGCGACGGCAGUCGUCACGAGUCUUUGAGAGCAAACAUGGGUUCGCAACCCUCCGGGAUCUCUUUCGAUGGGCGCAGCGGGACGCGUUGGAUUACCAAGAACUCGCGGAGAAUGGCUACAUGCUGUUGGCAGAGCGCACCCGCCGGGACGACGACAAGGCUGUGGUCAAAGAAGUCAUCGAGUCGAUCAUGAAAGUCCGCAUCGAUGAUUCGAAGAUGUACGACAUGCAAGGCAAAGGCCAAGAGCUGGAGGAUUUCCUGGGCUGCUCGUUACCUUCCAGGUCGUCACUCGUUUGGACAUCAGCCAUGCAACGACUCUUCGUUCUCGUCACUCGCGCAUUACGCUUCAACGAGCCCGUGUUGCUGGUGGGUGAGACUGGAUGCGGAAAGACUUCUGUAUGCCAGCUGUAUGCGGAGAUAGUCUCAAAGACGCUGCGUACGCUGAAUUGUCACCAGAAUACGGAGACCGCCGACCUCAUCGGAGGCUUGAGACCCGUUCGUAAUCGGUCAGCGCUGGAGUCUGAGACACUGUUGCAGGUCUUGGCCAUCACGCGUGAGCUGGGCAUGCCGGCUCCGGAGCAAGACCAGAAGUCCCUUGCUGCAACAAUUGACCUUCUCACGAAGAGCAGCGCCCUCAACAGCGAGCAGCUAGCGUCGCUACGAGAAGCGAAGGCGAACUUGCGACGGCUCUCUGCCAUUUUUGAAUGGAGAGAUGGACCUCUCGUACAAGCAAUGCGCCAUGGGGAGGUGUUUCUUCUUGACGAAAUAUCUUUGGCCGAUGACUCUGUGUUGGAGAGAAUCAACAGUGUAUUGGAGCCCGAGCGCAGUCUCGUUCUUGCUGAACGAGGAGGGGAUUCUGGGGAGCUCCCGCUACUCAGGGCUGACGGUGAUUUCAAGCUCGUGGCCACGAUGAACCCAGGUGGUGAUUAUGGAAAGAAGGAGUUGUCUCCAGCCCUGAGAAACAGGUUCACCGAGAUUUGGGUGCCCCCGCUCAUCAACAGGCUCGACUUCGAAUCCAUCAUCAACAACCUGUGGCAUGACGAGGACCUCCGACUGUACUCUGCGCCUAUCUUGGACUUUGUGGAAUGGCUGUCUAUCCGAGCGGACGAGUGGUCAAUCAGCAGUAUCCGAGACAUCCUGGUACGUAGAGUUGCCGGACAUCUCGAAGCCUCUGUGGUUGACGAUAUGCUCCUAACAGAGUUGGGUACAUUUCACUAAUACAGUAUAUACCUCAAGCGGCCGCACUUUUCCCUCCGAUGAGAUAUUUCAUCACGCAGCGCAACUGACCUAUCUGGAUGGCCUCGAAUCAUUGCCACAAU
This is a messenger RNA of Rhodofomes roseus, 5383 nucleotides long. RefSeq names its product P-loop containing nucleoside triphosphate hydrolase protein. Gene Ontology annotation, biological process: rRNA processing; ribosomal large subunit assembly. Lineage: Eukaryota; Fungi; Basidiomycota; Agaricomycetes; Polyporales; Fomitopsidaceae. The record is from RefSeq and is a predicted model, not a curated record. The coding region runs from base 123 to 5282 and encodes 1719 amino acids. Gene Ontology annotation, molecular function: ATP hydrolysis activity; ATP binding. The transcript has 5 exons. Gene Ontology annotation, cellular component: preribosome, large subunit precursor.